Molecule: messenger RNA, 615 nt
Organism: Penicillium egyptiacum
Lineage: Eukaryota; Fungi; Ascomycota; Eurotiomycetes; Eurotiales; Aspergillaceae
Source: the annotation of a GenBank genome assembly
AUGCAUCUGGCAACUCUUGUCUGUUUCUGUAUUUCAACUGCCUCCGCAGUGAAGCAUUAUAGCUUGACACCCGCCAUGGACGUGCAGAAUAUGGUCGAAAAUCACGCUUGGGGGUUGUUGGGAAAUGAUAUGAACCUCACCUCCUUGUUCACGACCGACCAUCAUAAUUCCCAUGAUGGAGCCGAUUUUCUAGCAGCGGAGCUGGGUAUCUUCAACAAGACUAUUGCCGAGCUUUUCCCCUCGCCUUCCUUCGACUUUGGAGACGGUCCCUUUCAAGCCAGAAAUCCUAUCAACGAUAAAUGCCAGGGCCAUGGCAACAUUCAAGAUAAUUUGAGCGAGAAUCAGAUUACAGCCGUGUGUGCUACUGUAGCUGCAGGCGCAGCCGGCGGUGUAGGCCAACUUAUUGCUGUCGUUGAUAGCAAGCUUUGCGUUGAGGCUGGUACUGGUCAUCCACUACCCUCAUGCAAGAGUAUUUUUGCGUUCAUCCAGACUUCUGGCACAACAUUUACUGGUGUCACGGUCAAUGCCUAUUGCCCUCAAUUCCUCAGUCUCUUUGUGUCGUGCCAUGACUCUGAUACAAAGGCCACCGCAAGAAGCACAGUGCCUUCGAGAUGA